Messenger RNA from Ilex paraguariensis (yerba mate), 264 nucleotides. NCBI's taxonomy places the organism in Eukaryota, Viridiplantae, Streptophyta, Magnoliopsida, Aquifoliales, Aquifoliaceae. The record is from the annotation of a GenBank genome assembly.
GAACAUUAUUGACAGAUGAUCCCUUGUAUGGCAUCCUAUAUAUAAACUUCAGGAGCAGUAAUGUUUUUAUUUGAAGGCAAUUUUGGUAACAUCCUGCACACCGGAGAUUGCAGACUCACCCCUGAGUGUUUGCAAAGCUUACCAGUGAAUUAUUUAGGCAAGAAAGCGAAAAAACCAAGGUGCCAACUUGAUUAUGUUUUCUUAGACUGCACAUUUGGGAAGUUCUCUUUCGAAAUGCCCAACAAGAAGUCUGCAAUUCGACAG